AUGGAUUCGGCGGGGGUAUCGGCUGAUCCUCCUCCGUUGAUGGAUCAGGGGAAGACUUGGGUCUCGAAGGUACAAGAGAAAAAAGUUCUGAAGAAGUAUGAGAUUGAAGAAUCAGUGGGAGAUGGGAAGCAUUUGGUGGAGGUUCCGUCAGAGGUUAUUGAGAAGGAAAAUCCGUUAUGGGAGGACUUUGUGAUUGAGAAUUUUCUGGAGGAUGCACUGCACAUUGCAAAGGUUCAUGUUAUAGUCAACAAAAUUUGGGCGUUCGGCGAUAAAACUCAGAAAUUGGAUGUUUAUGAGAUGGAUGCAAAGAUGAUGAGGAUCAGAAUCACAAGUGAGAAAGUCAGGGAAAAAGUAGUGAGGCGAGGGAUGUGGAAUAUUGCAGGAGUUCCGAUGGUGGUAACAAAAUGGGCUCCGGAAGGAGAGGAUUCGAUGAAGAAAAUGCUGCCUCUAUGGGUACAUUUGACAAAUGUUCCGAUGAGUAUGUAUUCAUGGGAAGGGCUUAGUUUCAUUACUAGCUUAGUGGGAGUUCCUGACCACCUGCAUCCGGAGACUUUAGCGUGCAAGAACUUUGAGGAAGCUAAAGUGUUUGUGAAGGCAUAUUUAACAAAGGAGUUACCGGCAAAGAUCACGUACAAUAUACAAGGGGAGGAGACUACUGUGGGUUUCACAUAUCCAUGGCUUCCAGCUAGGUGUACAAAAUGUGGAAAGUGGGGUCAUUAUGACACUUUUUGUGCUCUGAAUAAGAAGGAAAAAGAAGGGGAACAGAAGGGUUCAGAGCACUCGAAUAUGAAAGAAAAGGAAGGAAAAACAAGGGUAAAAGAAAGGAAGGCAAUGAAGAUAGUUGAAGAAGUAUUUGAUGGAUGGAGUUUUAUGUCGAAUUAUGAGCACAACAGGUUGGGGAGAUUGUGGAUUGUCUGGAGAUCGGAGGUGAGAAUGACGCCAGUAUAUAAGAGUGACCAGCUAAUUACUUGUUUAGUAAAAUUACCGGGGAAUCAGGAGGAGUUUCUCUGCUCUUUCAUCUAUGCGCUGAAUACAAUGGAAGAAAGAAAGAGUUUAUGGGAAGAUUUAAGGCAUCAUUCUGAUGCUCCAAUGUUUAGAGGAAGGAAAUGGAUGCUGAUUGGAGAUUACAAUGAAAUUCUAGAAGGAGAGGAACAUUCGGGUUUUGAGAAUUCACCAAGAAUUCCUUUGGGAAUGAGGGAUUUUCAGGAUACUGUAAGACAUUGUAGGCUCACAGAUAUGAGUUAUCAAGGAAAGAGGAAACCUUUCAAGUUUACUAAUGCAAUAUCGAAGAUGCCAGAGUUCAAACCGUUAAUAGAGGAUCAAUGGAAGAAUUAUGAGAAGUUAUUCAACUCAACUUCUGCUAUGUUUCGUCUUACGAAGCAGUUAAAAGCUUUGAAGCAGCCACUGAGAGCCCUGAGUAAGAUGAAGUUAGGAGAUAUUUCAAGGAAAACCAGCGAGGCGUAUCAGAUUUUAUGUCAAAAGCAGGGAGAGACGUUAAACAAUCCUACUAUGGAGGCUAUGCGUGCGGAAAAUGAAGCAAAUACAAGAUGGCAACGUUUGGCAGAGCUAGAAGAAGAGUUUCUCAAGCAAUGCUCGAAGGUGCACUGGCUUGAUGUAGGGGAUGGUAAUAACAAGUUUUUCCACAACUCAGCAAAGCUUCGAGAAAUUAGGAAUGCCAUCCAUGAAAUACAGAGAGCGGAUGGGUCUCUAGCAAAGACGAAUGAAGAGAUUAAAGUGGAAGCAAAAAGUUUCUUUGCGGAGUUUAUGACAAAGCAACUGGAGGAUUUCGAAGGUGUUUCAGUGGAUAGACUGAAGGAGUUGUUGGGGUAUCAAUGUAGUGAGAUGGAUUGCAGGAAACUUGAGAGAGAAGUCACAAGAGAAGAAAUAAAGGAGGUUAUAUUUCAUAUGCCGGGUAGUAAGUCUCCAGGGCCAGACGGUUAUACAUCUGAAUUCUUCAAGAAAGCGUGGGAAGUAAUUGGAGACGAUGUUAUAGUGGCAAUACAGUCUUUCUUUGUGAAGGGGUUUCUACCAAAGGGAGUAAACUCUACCAUAUUGGCCUUGAUACCAAAGAAGGAGGAAUCUAAGAUGAUGAAAGAUUACCGACCCAUCUCCUGUUGCAACGUUUUGUAUAAGGCUAUCUCAAAGAUCAUAGCAAACAGGUUAAAAGGUGUGCUUCCUAAAUUCAUUACGUUAAAUCAGUCUGCGUUUAUAAAGGAAAGGUUGCUUAUGGAGAAUGUUCUGCUGGCAACAGAACUAGUUAAAGACUAUCAUCAGGAAGAUAUUUCUGCUAGAUGCGCCAUGAAAAUAGACAUAUCAAAGGCGUUUGACUCAGUCCAAUGGUCUUUUCUCAUCAACACUUUAACGGCCUUGGGUCUCUCGGACAAAUUUAUCUCCUGGAUUUCUCUAUGUGUAACCUCGGCUUCCUUCUCAGUGCAAGUCAAUGGAGAGUUGGCGGGUUAUUUCCAGAGUAAGAGAGGGCUAAGACAAGGCUGUUCGUUGUCACCAUACCUGUUUGUUAUUUGUAUGAACGUUCUGUCAAAAAUGUUAGAUGAAGCGGCGCAUGGAGGUCAAAUUGGUUUUCAUCCGAAGUGCAAAAACAUUGAUCUCACACAUUUGUGUUUCGCUGAUGACCUAAUGGUGUUUGCAGAUGGAACUCGGAAUUCAAUUGAAGGAAUUCUCAGGGUGUUUGAUGCUUUUGACAGAAUGAGUGGGUUAAAGAUUAGUAUGGAAAAGUCCACUCUGUUUAUGGCGGGUAAUAUGCAGAAGAGAGAAGAGAUUUUGAGAGAUUUUCAGUUUGCUACCGGGUCACUUCCGGUACGUUACUUGGGGCUUCCCUUGUUAACAAAGAGAAUGAUUGUGCUUGAUUAUCUCCCACUGAUAGAGAAGAUCAGGAAAAGAGUGAGUUCGUGGACGGGAAGGUUUCUCUCAUAUGCGGGACGUUUACAACUUAUCAAUUCUGUUAUUAUGAGUUUGACAAAUUUCUGGAUGGCUGCAUUUCGAUUACCUAGUGGCUGCAUCAAGGAAAUUGAGAGACUGUGUUCAAGCUUUCUUUGGUCUGGUCCGGAGCUAAAUGGGAGAAAAACUAAAGUUGUAUGGAGAGAUGUCUGCAGAACAAAACAAGAAGGUGGAUUGGGUGUCAGACCUUUAAAAGAGGUCAACUUAGUUUGCUGUCUAAAGUUGCUUUGGAGGAUCCUAUCAACACGUUCUCUUUGGGUCAAUUGGAUACAAACUUAUCUUAUAAGAAAGGGUUCUAUUUGGAUGAUAAAGGAAAACACACAAAGUGGUUCAUGGAUGUGGAAAAAGCUUCUGAAAUGUCGUGAGAUUGCAAAAAGUUUAUAUCAAGUGGAGGUGCGAAAUGGAAGGAAAGCUUCUUUUUGGUUUGAAGCUUGGUCUCCAAUGGGUCGUCUACAGGAGGUCUUGAGUGGUAGAGGACACAUUGAUCUGGGCAUACGUGCAACAGAUAUUGUGGAAGCUUGUAAAAAUCACAGGAGGAGGCAUCAUCGAGUUCAUAUUCUAAAUGCAGUGGAGUUGGAAAUUGAGAAGAUGAAGGAGAAGUGGGUUGAUGAGGAAGAUGUGUCUCUGUGGAGGAAUGAGAAGGGUAGAUAUAAAGCUGAAUUUUUCACUUGUGAUACUUGGAAAAAUAUUCGAGAAAAGCAUCUCUGUUACUCAUGGCACUCUACUAUGGAUCGUGUGUUUUGUGUAGACAUCCUUUGGAGACUGCAGAGCACCUUUUUUCAAAUGUCCUUACUGUAUGCAAAUAUGGGAAGUGCUAAUGAAAGGGGUCUUGCAAGGUCAGUUCACGGGAGAUUGGGAGAGUUUAAUUCAACUCACUACUCUGCGAAGAAGCUGGAGCAAAAUCAAACUUUUCGUUACUCGAUAUAUGAUGCAAGCUACUGUGCAUGCACUUUGGAUGGAAAGAAACAGAAGGAAACAUGA
Molecule: messenger RNA, 3936 nt
Organism: Brassica oleracea var. oleracea
Lineage: Eukaryota; Viridiplantae; Streptophyta; Magnoliopsida; Brassicales; Brassicaceae
Exons: 4
Coding region: 1-3936 (1311 amino acids)
Source: RefSeq, a predicted model, not a curated record